Lathyrus sativus (Indian pea) is the source of this 444-nucleotide messenger RNA. The record is from the annotation of a GenBank genome assembly. NCBI's taxonomy places the organism in Eukaryota, Viridiplantae, Streptophyta, Magnoliopsida, Fabales, Fabaceae.
AUGCAGAACAAUAAGGCGGCACUGAAAAAGGUAGCAGUAGUAGCAUCUGUCGUUGCUAUUAUGGCUAAGACUGAUAUGGCUGUGGCUUCUGCAGUAACACUUAUUGUUGCUCAGUGUGUUGAAGCUGCUGAAGCAAUGGGAGCUGAAAGAGAACACCUUGCUUCUGUUGUUAGUUCUGCUGUCAAUGUGAGAUCUCAUGAUGAUAUUACUACUCUAACCGCUGCAGCUGCCACAGCUCUAAGAGGGGCAGCAACAUUGAAAUCAAGAGCAUUGAAAGAGAUGUGGAAUAUUAGCGCCUUGACGCCGCUAGAGAAAAGCAUAGGAAUUGGAAUAUGCGGUGGUAAAGCGAAUAAUAACAGUAGCUCCAGCACUGGUGAUAGUGGUGGAAAGAUUAUCAAUGCAGAUAAUUUUUUAAGUGCUUGCAUCCAAGAACUUCUUGCUUGA